ACGCUCUGUGCGGCGCCGCGUUCCGGGGAGGGCCAUAGCCGCCGCACACGCGCCGAGCCCCGGCAGCCCGGCCAUGGUGGGGAAAGCGAAGCGUCCGCGGCUGCACCAGGCGGCCCCGAGGCCGAGGGGCCCGCGGGACCCGGAGCCGGGCGGUCACGAUGGGGCGGGCGGGACCAGUGGCUGGAGGGCGGAGCCCGGAAAGGACUGGGCUUUUUUGUCCUCUGACGUCUUUGCCGGGUUGAAGAUUGAUCCCAAAACUCUGGUGAAGAAGUUGGAUUUGGACUCCCGAAGCAUUGUCUCAGCCCAGACAGACCACGAGUGCAGAGGCGAAGUAAAGCCGGGCCUAACCCGGACCCUGGUGGCGACCCGACUCGACACCGCUGCACCCAUUGAUGCCGGCCGGCGGCAGGCUAAGCACUCAGCACACACAACUGGGUCAAGGUUUCACCAGAGUUCGCUUCCCAUGUGGGCCCCCGAAGAAGGGCCGGACUGUCAUCGCUACCAGUGUGCUGCGCUCCUGAGAACCCCAGGUGGUGUAGAAGAAAAACCACUUCUGUCAAAAAGAGAAAAAAUGAAGCUGAGAAAAGACAGGUGGCUGCAGAAAAUAGAAGGUGUGAAGCUGGCCAGACAGAAGCAAAAAGCCGAGGCAAAGCGGAAAGCGACGCCGGUGGUCGGAGACCUGCAGCCUUUGAUGGAAGCCCUGCCUGAACUCUCCGAACUGACCACGACCAGCAAGGCCAGGAAGCAGCCCAAGAUAUAUGAUGUGAUCUUGUAACUCAAGAUGAUAACAUGAUCCAUAUGUACAAAGAGUGAUGCUGGCAGGUUCAGCCUUGAGAAAGGAUCAGAAGCCACUGCCAUCUUGCACUUGUGGAAAAGAUGAAGAAGACAACAUCAUGCACCUCAGAGCUUUCUGAAGAGAUGGAGUCACCACCAGACCAAGCAGCAUAGGGACGCACUGAGAUGAAAACUAGACAACAUGUUUCAAAACCUUAGUGUAGACCAGGUGUAAAUAAAUCUCUCACCUCUCCAUCAUCUGGCCACAUGUCUGCCUCAGUUUCCCCUCUUCCAGGUGGCAGCUUGCCAUCUCAUCUGGUGAAGAGCAGAGGGUUUGCUUUCUGCCUCACACUAGUGUCCUCCCUCUUCUGAUGAGAAAUGAAACCAAGACAGUCCCCAAAAAUACAGCCCUCCUUCCCUGUUGGUGCAGGGCCAGGCAUCAGUUUCACGUUAACCCUACUGGUGCAGGGAAGACUCCACCCCAGCUCUAGGUUAGCGGUUUCUUCAGUCUCUCUUCAGGCUUGGUAGUUCUCAGUCUGCCCCAGGCCACAGCUUUCACCCCAUUAGUAACGAGUCUGCACCACCCCCAGAGCUGCUCCCUCACCCCUCCUCGACUUGAAGCUCCAGUCCUAUAGUGGGCUCUGCAUCUUCAGGCAGCGCUGUCCUGACGCUCUGUCCUCAGGGCCAUUUCUGACAAAGCUUUUCCAGCUUCCCAAUUAUAGCAGCUCUCUGCAAGGUUUGUGUAGCCCCAGCUCUAGGCUCUUCCUCAGCUGCCUUUCAUGUGCUACACUUUCACUUCCUUUCCUCAUGUCCUCAGGUCCCUCCCAACCAUCAGCUGCUUUUCCAUGGCAAGUACAAGCAACUCUUCUUAUACAACGGUUCUCUGGGUCAUAUGACCCUGGGAUCACAUCUCCCAUAAUUCCCUGGCUUUAAAAGACUGACCCUAGUGAGCCCCAAACUAAUGGUGCCCAUUCCUAAAGGCCCAGCUUAUUCCACUACAAAGGGCAAGUUGGAUUUUAACUCAUGUUAGCUGGUCAAAGUCAAACCUAGCCUCUGCCCUGGGGUUCCCCUUUGCAGUGUGUGGGAAUUGUACAGUACCCUUCAAAUAGUUACAAACCCUCUCAAGGGGACUCACUGUGUUUUAGAAGCCAGGCAGAACAGCGGUGUGUCUAUGUAGCUAGGCCUUGCAUAUUGUUAGAACACAGUUAUUUGGACAUCCCUCUGCCUGUGUGGUACCUUCCUGGUAUGCUGUGUGAAGAGCAAAAGACACAACAACCUUAUGCUAAAAGCCAGCCUCACUAGGGUUUGGAAAUGUGUUAGCACAGUCCCAAAGCACACACCUUCACGAGCGCUGCAUCACAUUCAACAAUCUGAGGUGAAUACAUGUGUGGAACUUUCCUUGUUAAGUGAUGUCCGAGCGCUCUGUCAUUGCUCCAGCUGUGUUCAGAUUGUGAAAGUAACCAGUCAGAUGUUGUUAGGCUUUUAUUAUAUGAUAAUGAUAUCGCCUGAACAUGGGAGAGAAAUGUUAGUUACAAUAUCCUGGCUGUUCAGACCUCCUCAGGUUAUGCUUUUAUAUGCCUUGAGGGAAUCUGAUGGAAUAGCUGAGAUAGCAAUCUGCCCAUUGUCCUACAAGCUUUGUUACAUACACAGGCAAGCACCCCAGUGUUAAAUGCUGUAGUUAUGGUCCUGUAACAACAGUGUCAGCAGCAUGGUAUGAUAAUAGUACAAGCAGGUAUUGAUUAAUAUUAGAGCUCGGGAUAUAAUGACAACAAUUAUCUGUCAAACACUUAAGAUGUCACAAAAUCCAUCAAAUAGCAUGGUCAGUGAAUAUAUGAGAGAGUAUAUU
Molecule: messenger RNA, 2620 nt
Organism: Chelonia mydas (Green sea turtle)
Lineage: Eukaryota; Metazoa; Chordata; Testudines; Cheloniidae
Gene: SLX9
Product: SLX9 ribosome biogenesis factor
Exons: 6
Coding region: 74-775 (233 amino acids)
Biological process (GO): maturation of SSU-rRNA from tricistronic rRNA transcript (SSU-rRNA, 5.8S rRNA, LSU-rRNA)
Cellular component (GO): 90S preribosome; preribosome, small subunit precursor; nucleolus
Source: RefSeq, a predicted model, not a curated record